This is a messenger RNA of Parnassius apollo (apollo), 978 nucleotides long. The record is from the annotation of a GenBank genome assembly. NCBI's taxonomy places the organism in Eukaryota, Metazoa, Arthropoda, Insecta, Lepidoptera, Papilionidae.
AUGAAAGCGUUCUUGGUUUUAGCAGCCGUUGCGGCUAUCGGCUCGGCUAGGCCCGAGGCAGGAUACAGUUACAACGCGCCAGGAGGCGGCGGUCUCGGUGGACAUGGAGGAGGAUUAGGUGGAAUCGGCGGAGGAAUCGGUGGAGGCCACGGUGGAUUUUCAUCCGGCGGAGGAAUUAGCGGAGGACACGGCGGAUUCUCGUCCGGCGGUGGUUUCUCCUCUGGUGGCUUGAGCUCCAGCAGCUUCGGAAUCGGCGGCGGACUCGGAGGUGGAAUUGGCGGCGGAAUCGGCGGUGGAUUCACCUCAAGCGGCGGCGGUGGCGGCUUCGGUGGCGGCAGCGGCUUCGGCGGAGGCAGCGGCUUCGGCGGCGGUAGCUUCGGUGGCGCACCCAUCGUUCAGAAGCACAUCUACGUCCACGUUCCCCCACCAGAACCUGAAGUACAGCGCCCACAAAUCAUCGGAGGUGGUGGCGUUCCCCAGAAACACUACAAGAUCAUCUUCAUUAAGGCCCCCGCACCUCCCGCGCCCGUCGCACCUAUCAUCCCCGCUCAGGCACAAAACGAAGAAAAGACCCUCGUCUACGUGCUGGUCAAGAAACCCGACGAACAACCCGAUAUCACUAUCCCCACUGCCGCGCCCACUCAGCCCUCAAAACCCGAAGUUUACUUCAUCAAAUACAAGACCCAAAAGGAGGGUGGUUCUAUCGGAGGUGGUUCCAUUGGCGGUGGUAUCGGUGGUGGCAUCGGUGGUGGCAUCGGUGGUGGCAGCAUUGGCGGUGGUCUCUCUGUUGGCGGCAUCGGCGGUGGACUUUCUGGUGGUAGCAUUGGUGGUAUCUCUGGUGGAGGCAUCGGUGGUGGCCUUUCUGGUGGUCACGGAGGCAUCUCUGGUGGCAGCAUUGGAGGCGGACUAUCCAGCGGCCACGGUUCCGGAGUCAGCUCCUCCUACGGACCCCCAGGACACUCCGCUGGUCCGUACUAA